Dromiciops gliroides (monito del monte) is the source of this 1023-nucleotide messenger RNA. Its product is annotated as immunoglobulin-binding protein 1-like. Gene Ontology annotation, molecular function: protein phosphatase 2A binding. The record is from RefSeq and is a predicted model, not a curated record. The transcript has a single exon. Gene Ontology annotation, cellular component: cytosol. Bases 1 to 1023 code for a protein of 340 amino acids. Lineage: Eukaryota; Metazoa; Chordata; Mammalia; Microbiotheria; Microbiotheriidae. Gene Ontology annotation, biological process: regulation of dephosphorylation; regulation of signal transduction.
AUGGCGGAGGCAGUAGCUACGGUGACCGAAGAGGAGGUGGCCAGGCCGCGACUGCCGCAGCUGCUAGAGACCGGCCGCCGGCUCCUAAGUGAAGUUGAGGACACGAACGAGUCGACUAACUCCAGGUUCAUCCAAGAGAAGGUGAAGCAGGGCUUAGAAAGCCUAGAAAAGGAAUCCCGCAUGAUGGCGCAGCUUGACUUGUUCAGCUCCAACGAAGACCUGGAAGAAAUCUCUUCCGCUGACCUGAAGUAUCUGAUGGUACCAGCCCUCCAGGGAGCCCUCACUUUGAAGCAGGUCAGUUUCAACCACCGGCUGGAACAAGUACUGGCCGCCCGCGCCCAUUUCAUGAACUUUUUAAAGCAAUGUCACAACUACCAGAUCGCCAAGUUUGAGCUUCCGGCAACCCAGGACUAUACCCCCGGAAAAAAAUCGGGGGACGGGCCCUCGGGUAGCCGGCAAAGCCUUGUUGCCAUGGCAUCCCAUCGACAAGCAAAAAUAGAACGAUACAAACAGAAGAAGGAGCUGGAGAACAAGUUGGCAUCUCUGGAGUCUGCUGUGGAAAGUGGCCGAGCAGAGGACGAACAAGUCCGAGAGUAUUACCUACUUCACUUACAGAAAUGGGUCAACAUCAGUUUGGAAGAGAUUGAGAACAUUGACCAAGAACUAGUGAUCCUGAAAGCCCGAGACACAGGAAAACAGGCACCACCUUCUCCCGUGGCUCCACAGAACAGACCUCCACCCAAACUUUUUGUUCUCACCCGGGACACUGCCCAGGCCAAGGUAUUUGGCUCUGGCUAUCCGAGCCUGGCCACCAUGACGGUGAAUGACUGGUGUGAGCAGCGCCAAAAAUGGGACCCACUCAAGAACACAACCAUGAACAUCAAUCAAGGGGCAGAACAAGAGGAGGAUCAGGAAACAAAAUCAGAAGAGGAUGAUGAAGACGCACUACACAAAAAACGUAAUUGGGACGACUGGAAGGACACGCAUCCACGGGGUUAUGGUAACCGUCAGAACAUGGGUUAA